CAGUCAAUGUUCUCAAUUUUGUUCUCAUCGCUGGAUAAUAUCAACAAUGAGCGUUAUAUGCUAUGUUAAAUAUAUAAGGUACGAUAUGAAAAAUCGCAAUAUAAUUCCGGGGUGCCUUUCUCUUUAAUUCUGCUGGAUGCUUUAUUGCGGAGCUCCCACAAAAUAUUAGAGGGCGGGUCGCGCGGCGUUAGCGCAGUGAAGAGCUGUUGUGGUGACGCCGUGUGAUUCAUUACCGUCAGCUGAUGUGAAGUUUUAGAGGAAUUUAUUUCUAUCAGUGUUACGACUGUAAUUUAUCCUUUUGAAUUUCCCACGACGAUAAUGCUGAGAUUUGGCGCUGGCGUGAGCGCGCACUUACUGCAACUUCACGAGGCGGAUAGGCGCAAGGGCGCGGGCAGCGCAUAGUUGUCCAGUGCGCAAGAGUCACUGUGCGUGGAUCACCCAAAACAACCCAAUCUCCCACCGCAGGGAUGCCUCUGAUCAGCCUGGACGACGACGAUCAGAGAUGGGUCCCGACACACGUCAACGUGACCGUGCUUCGUGCGAGGAGUCUGCGGACGAAGGGCAAGCAAGGCAGUCGAUAUGUCUACACUAUCAUCCAGGUGGGCAAGGAGAAGUACACCACCGGCCUGGUGGAGAAGGCUGACGAGCCGCAGUGGAACGAGGAGUGCGCGUUCGAGCUGCCGCCCGGUCUGCUCGAGGCUGCGGGGACAAGCGCGUACCCGCCCGGGAGCAGCAACCUGGUUCUGACUGUCAUGCAUCGCGUGCUCAUCGGUCUGGACGUAUUUCUCGGUAAAACUGUUGUCCCGCUGGACAAAGUUUUUCAGGAAGGGACGUGUCCCAGAAACGAGUGGCUUAAGCUGCACUCCAAGUCAGGUCGAAAAGAGAAAGAGCGCGGAGAACUACAGGUGACCAUCCAGUUCACCCGCAACAACAUGACUGCUAGCAUGUACGAUCUCACUGUUAAGGACAAGCCUCGUUCGGCUUUCGGGAAGCUGAAAGACCGUGUCACGGGUAGAAAGAGAGGUGACGUGGAAUCCUCCUCUGCCAUUUUACCUGGCCGCUACGCCGCCCUUUCUGGCUCCGUGGGUCCGCCCUUCGCGAGCGAUGAUGGACCUCAGGAGCCGGGUGAAGAAGAUGGGGUUGAUGAACACAGGAGCAAGGUGAAAGAUUUCUUCCUGAAGGGGAAACUGCGUAAGAAUUCGGACACACGAUCUUGUUCUUCUUUGGCAUCUGACAGUAGCAUGGCAUCAUCCACCGGGGACCCGUUUGUUCCGAUAGAGCUGUCCAGAACUCCGGUCUACAGCAGCAGAGUGUUGGAGCCAUUCCGCAUGGAGGGUGAAGGAGGAAUAAAAGUGAUGACCCACAAGCGUGCACACAGCGAUGAAGCCAGUAAGAUCACAGGCAUUCCUCGGCCUAACCCUGCCACAGAGACCCUAAAAGGUCAAAGCACGACGCUCUCCCAAUCCACCAUCUGCAUAAACGGCAGCCAUAUCUACUCAUCCGAGCCCGUCAGCCCCAAAAGUCCAAGCACCAUCCCAGCCAAGCGUUCCCUGCUGGAGAAAUGCGCACCACUUUCUCGUUCUCUUCAGAACCUCACUCGACGCGGUGAGGAUUCGCAAAGGAGCUUUUCGACUGAAAAGAGCAAGAAGGAAGAUGGUGAGGCAGAUGGAUCUGUAAGCCAGACCACCCCAGAGGAAAAACUAGUGCAGGCAACUGGCCCUCAGACGGCAUCUGGAGUCAUGGAAGUGGUGGACAAAGGGAAAAAGCUGAGGAAGACUUUGUUUUCGAGUGGGAGGAGUGACUCUCUCCCAGCCAAGCCUGAACAGGGCCAGAUUUCUGCUACUUUGGAAGGCAGACGCAGGGGAUGGUUUGGCUCUGGUGACUCCCACAGCAAGCCAAGGCUGGGAGUUUCUCCUAAGGUAGAGAGCAGCUCAAACACAAACCCUUCUCCUGCCCUCUCUUGCCCACCCAGUCAGCCCCCUUGCACUCUCCCCAUUGCCUCAAUGUCUCCCCCUAGUGGCGAUCACUCCAACCCAUUUACCUGUCCAUCCCCAACACCACCUUCCAUGUCCCCCACCAAUCCUUUCCUCACGCGACUACAACAAAAUCCAUUUUUUGAGGAUCUUAUAGCUGAAGAAGCACUGAAGUCUCCUACUGCUGUUUACUGUUCUCCCAGUGGGGUUCAGAACAAAAUGUCCGUGAUGAAACGAGAGAGACCCAGGAGUAUGGCCAGACAGAGGUCUCUUCCAACCAUUGUGCCUGAGACACCGGACACGUACAGUAACUCAAAUACUAACCCGAACUAUUCUCUGUCCGAGAGGGUCGGUGAAUCUGAUGACUUUGAGACGUUCGCCAUCGGCCGGCUGAAAUCACCAACGGCGACCCCGACUAGACCUCCAUCAGCACCAUUUCUCUCACGGGUACCUAACCUUAACCAGAUGGUGCAUGUCGGUAAUAAAGCAGACAGUCGUUUGAGAGUCGAUGAAGUUGAUAUGGAUGUACCAAAGCCAUGGGACAUUCCUCCUUUACCACCACGUAGACCUGUGAGGAACCAAGUCACAGCUAGAGAGAGGUUUGCAGACAGCUGGUUAGAUAGAGCUCAGGAGUUAGCAGUGCAGAAAGAAGCCUGCGUCCUCUUCCAGACUGACUUCGCGUCCCUGCAGCAUGUGAGAGAGGGAGAUAUGAAGAGAAACUCUCACGUUUCAUGCCAUACUUCUUCAGUUAAGCGUAACUCUGAGACGAAGUUGCAAGGCGGUCUGCUUGAAGUUGGGGAAGAAAGAAUGGUGGCACAUCCUCCUAAUUCGAAAGGUCCCACGUUUGAUUUAACGUUGAACAACGUUUCCCACAGCUCUCCGAAUGGUUUAGGUGAAGACACGCUCCAUUCCCACCAUUCUGAACCAGAAACGCUGUGUUUCCCGUCUGACUUUGACACCACAGUGACCGAAUCGCUUUGCAGUUCCCCUCAGACUCAACUAAAACACGAUUCAGAGUCUUCCUGUGAAAUUUAUCCAAAGCAAAAAAUCUCCACUGAGCAAAAACAAACUACCAAUGACAUUGGUUUGCUUACCCUCCCUCCCAGAGAUUCAAACAACAAUAUGGAUAGUACUUCGGAAUUUGCUUACAUUGAUUCAGAAAGUUCAGCGUCUGAUGUCCAACCACUCUGUGAAAUGAAUAAAGACGUUAGUAAACCAUCAAAAGGGCUGAACAAGUGUCCCAAUUUGAACUCUUCUGGGUCACUGCAUAAAUAUUCACCAGGCUUGCCUGAGGAUGUAUCGUCCAAGAAGACUCGUAAGGACAUCACAUCACAUGUUACUGACUCACUAGAUCAUAACCAUUUGGAUCGACUUUUUCACAGAUCACGUGAAGGGCUCGAAAGAGAUGCAGAGCAUUGUAACACAAUUUCAAAUUGUGAGUCUCACUGUGAGGUUGACGUUCUCCAAAACAAAGAGAUCUGUGUGGUCACACAAACAACCUCAGCCCUUGGCAAUGAUGACAUUGUAACUCAGAUCAAACCUGGAUCAGCAGAAAACAAUGACAUCACACGCAGUAGUACACAUGAUGUUGAAGAAGUGUAUGAACAAACUAGUAAGCACCCUGAUCAUCCUGAGGAUGCGAACCUGACGUCAGGCGUCUGCUUUUUAAAAGCCAGCGAGACAGAGGAUUUCAGUUUGACCCAGGAUGAGCAAAUCAGCUUUAAGGACUUGCAUGCAAAAGUAGCCCCAAAAUGCUGCAGAAGCCCCAAUGUAAAGUCAGCCCGAAUUAGACCACGCUCUCCUAAAUCUGCAUCAGACCUCAUUCUGCAUGAUCUUUCCCCCUUACCAGUACCUUGCACUCCUGCCUGUCUCCACCCUGACCCUCCCCUUCCUGUGAACCCCCCAAAUGAGAUGCCCAGCAUGGGUUCCACAUCCUUCACCAAAGCCCAGCCCCAGGUUGACGCACCGCUCCCACUCUCACCUGAGGAGACACAGCCAGCCAACGUCCUCCUGCCCCUUGAGGAGAGCAGCCCUCACCCAGUGAAACCCUUGACCAACACAACUAUGCAAGGAGAAAAGAAACCAGAAAGCCGCUCAGUGUUGGAGAAACUCAAGUCCACGAUAAACCCAGGACGAUCUGUGCCACCGACAUCAGCUGAGGAUGAGAAAACCCAGUUGGCUCUGAUGGAGGCUCGGGCUCAAUACCAGAACAUGACCAACAUGGAGCUGAUAGCGCUGCUUCUUCAGCAGGAAAUGGAUGUUAGGAAGCAGCGUGCUGAAACUGAGCUGCAGGUGGCCCUGCUGGAAAAGCGAGAUGCUGAAUUGAAGAAGAUGAAGGCUCAGGUCCGAGACCUGGAGGAUUAUAUUGACAAACUGUUGGUCCGCAUAAUGGAACAGACACCCACCUUGCUGCAGGUACGCGCUAGACCGAAAUGACCAGGAUGAUACAGUCAAAAGUGUUAAACUAAAGCCAUCUGUGAUGCUCCAUUAAAUUCCAAAACUGCCAAGAUCAUGUAGACACGAUAAAGCUUUGCAUGCUUCCCAUUGGACUUCCAUAUACACAGCAUCAGUUUAUUGUAGCAACUGUUAGUCAUGCUAACAACACAAGGCAGUGAAACAUUAAAAACAAAAGGUAAUGUAGAUGUAAUACAAAUAUGUCUUCCUAUUCAUACAUUUUCUUAUAAAGAUCCCCUUUCUGGGAUUAAUGUAUUAAAUGUCUCUACGGCUACAAUAAUUUACCUUUGCAAAUAUAAAUACUGCCUAUAUAAAUUGACUUAUAAACUUGAAACUUAUUAUUAAAUGUAAAGUAUUUGGAAAAAAUCAUAAAAUGCUAAUAACAUCUCAAUAACAUAUGUCAGAAAAGUCUUAGAAAUUUGGAAACAUGAGUAAUAUUUAAUAGGACGUAAUAUUCAGUACACCUUGUGUCAAGUCGAAAUAUCGCUUUAAAAGAUAUUCUGUACCUGUAAAUAAGUAUCUUAAUUAUUGAUAGCUUUUGAACGCACUUUAAUACGUAUUAUGCAAAUACCCUGUGCUUGAGCUAGUCAGCUUUGCCACAUUGAUAUCGCUGAUGACAGUGCAUGCUCGCGUCUAUCAAGCACACGCACAAAAGUAAAGAUUGUCUGUGAGAACAUGCAAGCUAUGCAAUGAUACAACGCGCUAAGCUGUAGUUCACGUUACAUUUAAUAUAUGCUACACAAAUAUAUUUAUGAAGCCUUAGCGUUGCAGCAUACUUAGUAGAAUCUGAUGUAGCAGAUUUAGUUACGUAGCAAAUGCUUUCUAAAACACAAAAACCUAAAGCUUUACAAAAGUUUCAAAAGAUCUAUUGUUUAUGUUUUACAGAAGCAUAACUAUUAGUGUGGCUUUAAUGUUUUGUCUUAUUUUUAUUCUGACAGUGUUUUAUAAAGGUUUAUUUCUUUAGUGUUUUGCCCAUCUUUUGGCUGAUAAUUAUUUUUUAAGGUUCUGUUACAAAAGAAUGUCAAUUUUGAAUUUUAGUUUUGAAGCUACAGUUAAGGACGUACAGGGUUAGAGUUAAUAUAGUUAAUGCAUCUAACAGUGCAAUUAAAUUUCACAGUUUUCUAGUUUUGGUUAUACUGUCCUGAGUGUUCCACUAUGUUUCAGAAGAGAACUAUGUAGCACUGUGAUUCUACAUUGUGAUGUUUAUUUUGUUAUUGUCUUUAAAUACUAUUUUGCAACAUCCCUCUGCGGAUUUAUGUACCAGUUACAUUCACAUGUUUUGUUUUUGUUUAAUUUAUUGCUAUUUUUUCAAGCAGCUAUUUAAAAUAAAGUUAUAAAAUUA
Molecule: messenger RNA, 5769 nt
Organism: Misgurnus anguillicaudatus (oriental weatherfish)
Lineage: Eukaryota; Metazoa; Chordata; Actinopteri; Cypriniformes; Cobitidae
Gene: rab11fip5b
Product: RAB11 family interacting protein 5b (class I)
Biological process (GO): regulated exocytosis
Cellular component (GO): recycling endosome; phagocytic vesicle; secretory granule
Molecular function (GO): small GTPase binding
Source: RefSeq, a predicted model, not a curated record